Messenger RNA from Abrus precatorius (Indian licorice), 1962 nucleotides. RefSeq names its product zinc finger protein CONSTANS-LIKE 16-like. The record is from RefSeq and is a predicted model, not a curated record. Gene Ontology annotation, cellular component: nucleus. Bases 146 to 1384 code for a protein of 412 amino acids. Gene Ontology annotation, molecular function: protein binding; zinc ion binding. The transcript has 2 exons. Gene Ontology annotation, biological process: regulation of DNA-templated transcription. NCBI's taxonomy places the organism in Eukaryota, Viridiplantae, Streptophyta, Magnoliopsida, Fabales, Fabaceae.
UCGGAUCUCUAAAUAAAUACAUGAACACCCCCUCAACAUUCUUAUGACCCCUUAAUUGUAUGUAACUAUGUUACAGUUACACUAACCAUACUAUUACAUUGGCACUUCACUUUGCAACUGAAAAUCAGUUCCUAUAAUCAACCAGAUGAAAGAAGCAAGUGCAUUAGGAGCAAGGACAGCACGAGCAUGUGAUAGCUGCCUUAAAGUAAGAGCAAGGUGGUAUUGUGCUGCUGAUGAUGCUUUCCUUUGCCAUGGUUGUGAUAACAUGGUUCAUUCAGCAAACCAAUUAGCAUGCAGGCAUGAAAGGGUUAGGCUUCAAACUGUAUCCUCUAAGGUCAACUACUCAUUGACCCCUCAUCAUAAGGUAGCAUGGCACAGUGGAUUCACACGCAAGGCAAGAACCCCGCGUCAUAACAGCAAGCAUUUAUGGGUGCAACAACAACAACAACAACCACCAUUACAUGAAAAAGAAGUGCUUUUCAGUAACACCAUUACCCUUCCCCUUGUGCCAGAUCUUGGAAGUGAAGAACCCCUGCUUAAUGAUGAGACUGAGGAGCAAAUGCUUUGUCGUGUGCCCGUGUUUGAUGUUGAGCUAUACAAUGAAGUGAAGGGUGAGAGAUUGAAUUUGGACACCACCAUGAACAAUGAUGCUGUGGAUGGUGAAGAAGCCUUUGAUUUGGACAACUUUUCUUCUGAGUUUCUCCCAUCAGAUAUGGAUCUUGCUGAGUUUGCUGUUGAUGUGGAAAGUUUACUUGAAAACGGGGUUGAUGAUGAUUCAUCUGGGCACGUGAAAGGAUCAUCAGAACUUGAUUGCAAAGAAGAAGAUGAGAUAGAUGCAUAUGUUAAUAGACUUGGAGCCAAAGGUACAAUGGUAAAGGUUAAAAAUGAAGAAGAAUUUGAUGCUGAAACAUCUUGUCAUUUGGAUUCAAUUCUUAACAUGAACAGUGAAUCCUUUGAUUGGAAUAUUAUUGAUUCAUCAGAAUCACCUCAACACGAAAAGGAGGAAAAGGUGGUGAGUGAAGUGGGAAAAAGGAAGGAGAUGUUUUUGAGGCUAAACUAUGAAGAGGUUAUCACUGCUUGGGACAGUCAAGGUUCAGCAUGGACAACAGGAACCCCUCCUAAGUUCGACACUCAUGAUUGCUGGCCAGAUUUCUUGGGUUCGAGUGGUGCAGAUGUUCAAUGGUGUUACGGGGAAGUAAGAGGAUUAAGGGGGCAUGCGGAUGGAGGAAGAGAAGCAAGAGUAUCAAGGUACCGAGAGAAGAGAAGAACGCGUUUAUUUGCUAAAAAGAUAAGGUAUGAAGUGAGGAAGUUGAACGCAGAGAAAAGACCAAGAAUGAAAGGUCGAUUUGUGAAGAGGACAUCAUUUGUUGGAGCCACUGCUUAACCAUCACUCACAUCAAAGUGAUCAUCAAGCGGUUAACUUUUCCAAGUUUGAUUUUAUGGAGAAGUUGGAUUAGUUACUUGGUUUUGCCAUGUAUAUAUAUAUGUACAAUAUCAUCACUAGGUCAGGUUUCUCUUGCUUGUUGGGAUAUUUCUUGCUUUCUCUAGCAGGUCUAGCUAUAGCUAGUACUAAUGGAAAUGGUAGUCCCUCUCACCAUUUUGAAGACUAUGGUAAUUGUAUUUCGGAAGCACUUUUUUAAUGUUGCUUGUGAAUUGUGAUAAUAAUUAAAUUCAGUUAUUUAUGCUGAUGCUAUUAUGAUUACCUUCACUUUUUGAGGCAACUGAUUAAGUAUAUGUUUACUAUAUAUCAAGUACUUAUAUAUCUACAAGUUAUAAAUCUGCUAGUCAUUACAAUACGAUUGUGUCCAACGGAUAGGAAGAGGAAGAAGAAGAAACGAACGGAUGAAUAGGUGUAGAAAGAUGAAAGAUCGCAUCACAUAUUUGAACAAAUUCACUAUCAAUUUUCUAAGAACAGAUAGAUGGGAAUCUGAACUUUUAUUUGAAUGGGGGUGUUGAAGUUCU